AUGCAGCUGCUCGACUCGUCCAUCAACAUCCUCGAGGAAUCUACCAACGACUUUCCACGUCUCUGUAAAGUCCUCCAGACUACUCGGCACUUCGAACUCAUAUCCGAACCCGACCUGCACACCGCUCAAUCCGCCCUCCUCUCCGAGAUCCGUCCCGAAGUCGAAGCCCUCUUCACACGCGUGCAAAACUACCUCGACAAGCUAGAGCGCCGCGAGCAAUCUCUGAUUGCGAAGUGUGAUCUGAACGACGGUCGUCUCGAUACCCCAGACAAUAGCGCCGAGUCCGCAUUUGCGACCAAGAGUAGAGGAAGCGAAGGGGCGAAUGGGAAGCCUAUGAGCACGGUCCAGGAGAUGAAAUAUAAGCAGUUGAAGGCGAAAAAGCAGCGGUUGAGCUAUGCUGUCGAGACGCUGGAGAUGCAGGCUAAGCAGAGGGAGAGGCAGUUGCGGAUGAGCAUGGCGGCGCCGCAGCAAUUUGGGUAUGAAGAUUGA
Messenger RNA from Didymosphaeria variabile, 489 nucleotides. It is a transcript of the gene SPC19, whose product is annotated as DASH complex subunit spc19. Bases 1 to 489 code for a protein of 162 amino acids. The transcript is spliced from 2 exons. Gene Ontology annotation, cellular component: spindle microtubule; DASH complex. Gene Ontology annotation, biological process: attachment of spindle microtubules to kinetochore. NCBI's taxonomy places the organism in Eukaryota, Fungi, Ascomycota, Dothideomycetes, Pleosporales, Didymosphaeriaceae. The record is from RefSeq and is a predicted model, not a curated record.